Argiope bruennichi is the source of this 2785-nucleotide messenger RNA. Its product is annotated as RNA polymerase-associated protein RTF1 homolog. Bases 143 to 2167 code for a protein of 674 amino acids. NCBI's taxonomy places the organism in Eukaryota, Metazoa, Arthropoda, Arachnida, Araneae, Araneidae. The transcript has a single exon. Gene Ontology annotation, molecular function: RNA polymerase II C-terminal domain phosphoserine binding; DNA binding. The record is from RefSeq and is a predicted model, not a curated record. Gene Ontology annotation, cellular component: Cdc73/Paf1 complex.
UUUCAUUAUUGUGAUGUGAUUGGUGUAAUUGCUCGCCAUGUCUUGUUUGUAAAAGUUAAGUUUGUGACCUGAAACACGUUGAUUUGUCAGAUAAGCCUUAUUUUCUCUAAUUUUUGUUAGUAUUAUACUUUAGUUAUUCAAAAUGGUGAAAAGGAAGAAUAGGGUUGUGUAUGAUUCUAGCAGUGAUGAUAGUGAUAGUCCAGAUUCUGCCUCUGAAACAGGUGAAUUGUCUGACAAACCAGAUAAAGAAAAUACUGAAAAUAACAAGCAGGAAUCGUCAAAGCGAUCCGAUUCUGAUUCUGAGACUUCUGAAAGUGAUGACGACUGGACCGUUGAUGGGAAAGGUGGCAAGAAGAAGAAAAAGCAAAAGAAAUCUCUCCCAAAGAAAACUCAAGAUGAAUCCCGAAGUUCCAGUAGCAGCAGCAGCGAAGACGAAGCUGAUAAUGCGCCGAGUUCUGAACCCGAAGAAGGCGAAGUGUCUGACUCGGGAAGUGGUUCUGGAGAGGCUUCGGACAGCGAUGAUGAAUUUAAUGAUGGUUAUGACGAGAAUUUGAUGGGAGAUGAGGAAGACAAAGCUAGAUUGGCCCAGAUGACAGAAAAGGAGAGAGAGCAGGAAAUCUACAACAGAGUGGAGAAGAGAGAAGUCCUGAAAACAAGAUUUGAAAUAGAAAAGAAAUUGAGGCUUGCAAAGAAAAAGGAACAAAAGAUGAAGGCCAAGAAGGAAGAAAUGAAGCAAAAGACAGAUGCAAGUUCUCGCAGCAAGGAACGCAGGAGAAUGGUGGAAGAGAACAAAGGUAAACUGGAUAAGAAAGCUCAAGCUAUACAAGAUUUGAAAGAGCGAAGAGAAAAAAAAAGGAAGCUUGCUGAACUCCAAAAAGAAAAAGAAGCAGAAGAUGCAAAAGAAGAAGAAGAAGUUGAUUCUGAUGAUAAAGAUAGCCAGCAACCUGUGAAAAAGCUUAGAGCAAGUGAUAUCUAUUCAGAUGAUGAUGAUGAUGAUGCUAGUGGAAAUGAAAGAGACAAUCAAAGUGAAGCAUCUUAUCAUUCAAGAAGUGAAGAUGAGGAUGAACCUUGUAAUAAAAAAUCAGAAUAUGUAGCUUCUAAAGAGGAACUUUCAAAAAUUCGCCUUUCCAGGCACAAAUUAGAAAGGUGGGUUCAUGCACCUUUUUUUGCCAAGACAGUCAUUGGUUGUUUUGUGAGAAUAGGUAUUGGUGCUAAUAAUGGUAAUCCUGUGUACAGAGUGGCUGAAAUUAUUGAUGUUGUUGAAACUGCUAAAAUUUACCAGUUGGGUACAACAAGAACAAAUAAAGGGCUACGUUUGAAACAUGGAUUACAAGAUCGAGUUUUCCGUUUAGAAUUUGUAUCUAAUAAAGAUUUCAGUGAUUCAGAAUUUCAUAAGUGGAGAGAAACUUUGUUACUAGAAAACAUAGCCUUGCCAACCACUGAUGAUGUUGAGAAAAAAUUAAAAGAUAUUCAAACUGCCAUGAACUAUCAGUACAAGGAAGAUGAUGUUGAAAAUAUUGUUAAAGAGAAAGAAAGGUUUAAGAAAAAUCCUCACAACUAUGCAAUGAGAAAAACUCAGCUGUUAAAGAAAAAAGAAAUGGCCGAGUUGGAAGGUGAUCUGGAUGAAGUCCGAAGGUAUCAAGAAGAAUUGGAACGAAUUGAGGAGCGGGCAAAGGAAUUAGAUAACAUGAGGACUAGUACUAUUAGCAACAUCACUUAUAUCAAUGUCCGUAAUCGAAAAAUGAACAUUAUUGAAGCUGAGAAAGCUAUUAAAGAAAUGGCACAGAAUGGGCCGCAGACUGUUGAUGACCCAUUUACUCGUCGACGUUGUGCUCCUACUUUAGUCACAAAGUCCAGAGAGCCACAAAUAAAUUCUACCCUUCUUUUAGAAUUAGCCAAGAAAAAAGAAAUAGAAAAGAAGAAGCAAUUAGAAGAAGAGAUGAAAAGAAAGGAGGAAGAAAAGCGGAAAGCAGCCACUUCUGCAACUACAAAUAAUCCUCAGGAUGAAGAUCUUUUUAACGCUCAUGACUUUGAUAUUAAAAUUGAUCUUCAAAUGCCUAAUAUAGCUCUGUCUGCCCAUGUUACCCGUGUGUCUGCUGCUCCUCCAGCAGCUCCUAAAAGGUCCCUUAAUUUAGAAGAAUACAAGAAAAUGCGAGGGCUUAUUUGAUGUUUUCAUACAUGUUAGAUACCAUGUCAUAGGUAUGACUUUAGUGACUAUUGAUAGUGUUUUUUAUAAGUGCCCUGAUAAUGGAUUGUGUACUUUUAGAAACAACUGCCUUCCUUUUCUGUACUUGUGCAGGAUACCUGUAGACUUAUAGGUACCAUUUCCUGGAACAGAAUUUAUAUACUGCCAGAAAAUGCUAUGCAAUAAUACAUUUUGCUUAUGUAUGGAAAGUGUUAUUAAUAUACUAUGGCUGAAUAUAAAAAAACUUACUAUAUGUGUUUAUUUAUUAAGGAAAACUGAAAAAAGUAUUUCUUUACUUUGUUAAUUUAUUGUUGAUGUAAUCAGUUGAUAAUAAGAUUUUCGAGCAGUGAAGUUUCUGAGAUCAUUAUUACUUCCAUUGACAGGACUUAAAUGUUCUCUGUAUAAAAGCAAUAUAUUUAUAAUAGCUCUUGCGCUGACCAGUUUCAUUUAUGUAUCUAGAUAUUUUGUUCUUUCCUUCAAAUUGUACAUUGAUAUUUUUAAAAUAUAUAUGUUGUAACACUAGUAGAAAUUAAUAAAAUAUUUUCUCCCAAGUAAUAUAAUCACUUAAAAUUAUUAUAAGAAAAGAUAUAAGAUAUAUAG